UUUAUAAACACAAUAUAUUCAUUCUUAAAUUAAAAAAAAAAAAAGAAGUGAGAUCUGAGAAUGUAAAUCAAUACCUCUUAAUAAACAAACUAGCAGCUUACAGAAGCUCCUGCGUUUAGUGUGCAAAGAAAAACAUGCCCAGAGGACUCGGUUCCCUAGCAACAGGUUUAAAUUCCCAUCCCCACCCAUUCUUUUGUACAAUCCAUGGGGAAGAGAACUUACAGGUGAGCGUCAACCUGCUCCUCCUCCAUCUGGAUACAAAUUCACUCCAUAGAGGAAAUCUUCUCUAUGCUAGAGCCACAUAGUGCCUGCAUGCUACCGUAUCUAUGAGCUUGGAGAUUUUAAAAGGACAACAGGAUGGCCAACUCAGCGCUGGAAAUAGUGGGUCUUUUAUUGACACUGAUUGGGCUGAUUGGAGCAGCUGCAAGCACCGGGAUGCCCAUGUGGCGGGUCACAGCCUUCAUUGGGGAGAACAUUAUUGUGUUUGAGAAUCGCUAUGAGGGUUUGUGGAUGAACUGCUUUCGGCAAGCCAACAUCAGGAUGCAAUGUAAGGUGUAUGACUCCCUCCUGGCCCUGUCCCCUGACCUACAAGCAGCAAGGGGGCUUAUGUGCUCUGCUGUGGCCCUGGCUGGACUUGGAAUACUGAUCAGCUUGGUUGGAAUGCAGUGCACAUCAUGUAUUGUAAACAACGACCGAGCUAAGAAACUAGUCCUCAUCAUUGCAGGAAGCAUGAUCUUAAUGGCUUGCAUUUGCGUCCUUGUCCCUGUAUCCUGGACAGGCCAUGUUAUCAUCACGGACUUCUACAACCCGUUGCUGAUCAACGCCCAGCGCCGGGAACUCGGAGAGGCUCUUUACAUUGGCUGGGUUGCCUCUGCUUUCUUGUUUGCUGGAGGAUGCAUGCUUGUUUGUUGUAAUGUACAGUCUGAAGACAAAGGAUCAGAGAGAUACAUAUACUCCAGAAACUCAGACUACAGAGCCUAUACUCCACAGCCUCUACAGCCUCAACAGCUGGUGCUUCUCCCUCAGCCACAACCUCAGCCAGUUUUGUCAAGACACCCAUCAACUAACUACAGUUACCACUCCAGAUACCCCUCAGUACACAGCGGGAUCGCUUAUCUCUGAGUACUUUCAGCAAUGAUGAUCCAUAAUGCUUGAUGUACAUAUAUAUAUAUAUAUAUAUAUAUAUACCUACUUUUCUUUGUGUGUUGAUUUGGUCCUGUAAUCUUUACAUUUCAAGUGAAAAUGAAUUUUAGUGAAUAUAUUUGAUGUGAAAGCAAAUUAAACCUGGAUAAUUUCUAAAUCACUUUUAUGCACUAUUUGAAGAGUCCACACAUAUUAUCCUCUCUGUCUCAAUCUGUAAUUAUAAAAAUGGUUUGUACAUGUUAUUCAGAUUGAAUACUUAUCUUUUGUACAAUCAAAAACUUUGUAGAUAUAAAUACUGUAUAUAUCAAUAAUGUCAUAAUGGACUACUGAGUAAUGUGACACAAACUAUUUGUGUUUACAGUUAUAUGACUGAUUAGGUAGCUCUAUAGGCAGUUUAUUCUCAAGAGUUGUAUCUAAAAUCUGUGCUCAAAUAUGUUGCUAAGAAUCAUACAUAUUUAAUGUAUGAGUAUGUGUAAUGUUGUAUGCUAAGGUUGUCUGCUUACAGGCUUCUUCACUGGUACAUUUUUAUCUAUAGUUAUUAUUGGACUACUCCCUCCAUACCUCUGCUUUUACCUUGCGUUUAAAUACAACUGAAUGCACAAUUGGCCACCCCAGGUCUGUAUGUCUGCCUCAGUGCCCAGAACUUGUACUAAAUUUUGGAAGAUGGAAUUCAUGUACUCUGCUCGCUUUACUUGGAAAUGAAUUAAAAACAAUCAAGCUUCAGACCCUCGUUAGUCUCCCUCAGUUUAAAACUUUUGUCACAGACAUGUUGAUGACAGAUAUUGGCCUUUGCAGGUACUUUGCUGCAUGAUAUGCUGUGACAUGGUGAAUUUUCUUUGUUUUAGUGUGUUUUUUAAUAUUGUUAAGUAUUUUUUAAUGUAUUGCACUGUGUAAACCCCCACCACCCACCCCGUUUAUGUUACUGCUGCCUUGUUGGCCAGGCCAUGCUUGUAAAAGAGAUAAUCGGAUGUCAAGCAUCUGCCUGGUAAAAUAAAGGUUAAAUAAAAUAAAAUAAGGCCAGAACAACCUUUCACAGGAAACAACUUCUCAUACAUCUUUAUAUUUUCUUACUGGUUUUAGUUGGUACACAAAAGUAAAGCUAAACCUGGACAUUUGAAUUUGAAUUUGUUGGAUUUACUCAGAUGUGUUUGUUUUUAAAGUCUUUAAACAUUUUUUUUCAGGAAACACGUGUCUUUGUUGAUGUUUGACAUCAUGUCUUGGAACGCUUUUCUGGGAACCAAAGAAAAAGAAGAAGAAUAAAUAUGAGUUGCAGAUUUAAGACUGCUUGCUAAGGGUGUGGACUCAGAGGCAACUUUUAGUCAGAGGGAUUAGUGUUCAGGAAGGAGGCAGCGAUAAGCUGCCAGCAUG
Molecule: messenger RNA, 2511 nt
Organism: Melanotaenia boesemani (Boeseman's rainbowfish)
Lineage: Eukaryota; Metazoa; Chordata; Actinopteri; Atheriniformes; Melanotaeniidae
Gene: cldn8.1
Product: claudin 8.1
Exons: 1
Coding region: 358-1122 (254 amino acids)
Biological process (GO): cell adhesion; bicellular tight junction assembly
Cellular component (GO): bicellular tight junction; plasma membrane
Molecular function (GO): structural molecule activity
Source: RefSeq, a predicted model, not a curated record